Messenger RNA from Prunus armeniaca (apricot), 1104 nucleotides. Lineage: Eukaryota; Viridiplantae; Streptophyta; Magnoliopsida; Rosales; Rosaceae. The record is from the annotation of a GenBank genome assembly.
AUGCCAGGAGAAGAAGUCGUUUUCAUUGCCAACGACUGGCACACUGCCCUCCUCCCAUGCUACCUGAAAGCCAUAUACCAACCUAAAGGCAUAUACAAGAGUGCUAAAGUAGCCUUUUGCAUUCACAACGUUGCUUACCAAGGCAGAUUCGCAUUUGCGGACUUCGCACUUCUCAAUCUACCAGAUGAAUUCAAAAGCUCCUUUGAUUUCAUUGAUGGCUAUUACAAGCCAGUGAAGGGGAGGAAAAUUAACUGGAUGAAAGCUGGAAUUUUAGAAUCAGACAAGGUCUUGACUGUUAGCCCAUACUAUGCUGAAGAACUAGUUUCUACAGUUGAAAAAGGAGUCGAAUUGGACAACAUUAUUCGGAAAGCUGGAAUUCUUGGAAUUGUGAAUGGCAUGGACGUCCAGGAGUGGAAUCCAUUAACUGACAAGUAUAUAGCUGCCAAAUAUGAUGCUUCAACUGUGACUGAUGCAAAGCCUCUGUUGAAAGAAGCCCUCCAAGCAGAAGUGGUAUUGCCAGUGGACAGAGACAUCCCUGUCAUAGGUUUCAUUGGUAGGCUUGAAGUGCAGAAAGGUUCAGAUAUUCUGAUAGAAGCCAUUCCCCAUUUUAUCAAAGAGAAUGUUCAGAUCAUAGUCCUCGGGACUGGCAAAAAGCCGAUGGAGAAGCAGCUUGAACAGUUGGAGAUAAAAUACCCUGACAAAGCCCGGGGAGUAGCAAAGUUCAAUGUUCCUCUGGCCCGUAUGAUAACAGCCGGAGCUGAUUUUAUGUUGGUGCCAAUUGUUGCCUCAACUGGUGGGCUGGUAGACACUGUUAAAGAAGGAUUCACUGGAUUUCAAAUGGGAGGUUUCAAUGUGGAAUGUGAAGUUGUUGAUCCUGCAGAUGUACAAGCGAUUGCAACUACUGUCACAAGAGCCCUUGGAACUUAUGGAACCCCAGCUUUUACUGAGAUCAUAGGCAACUGCAUGGCUCAAGAUUUAUCAUGGAAGGGGCCUGCCAAGAAGUGGGAGGAAGUGCUGCUAAAUUUGGGUGUUGCUGACAGCGAACCCGGGAUCGAUGGUGAGGAAAUUGCACCACUCGCCAAGGAAAACAUCGCAACGCCAUGA